CGUGGGGCGGUUAUUUUACUGGGUUUAUCGUUUCUUGCUGGUGUCGUGGUAGGUUACAAACUGAAGUCAUUCCGUGUUAGAUAUUUACAGAGGAAAAGGGACCGAUUGUUGAACAGGCUGAAUGACACACAACAUCAGUUAAGAGUGGCCACGAGCUCUUGAUUGAUGAAGGCCACCCUCCAACCUGCUGAAGAGACUUACAUGGCCUCGGGCCUAGUACCUGUGCACUACCAUGCACCAUGAACAGUAGAAGUUAGUAAAAACGAAAGACAUCCCUCAUUAUCUGACGUACCUUGCCCACGAAUACCUCAAAGCCUGUCAAUUUCCACAAGAAAUUAUGUGCCACAGACCUAGCUGAGAGCCUUUGACAGUUCUGAGACAUCAAGCACAUAAUUGAGUUGUUCUUGGAGUUGGUUUGGGGGCAAAAUCUAACUAAAAACGUCAUAUACAGCAACACAACAUCUUGUGGUAUAUUCAAGUCUUCACACUACAUCCAUCAGCCAUUUGGAUGUAGUCCAACAUAUCCUCCUCUUACCCUUGGGCAUCUUUGUUCUCAUGGUGCAUUAACUCGAACUUCUGUGAAGCAGUCGUCUGAUUUGGUUGUGCCAUAUGAAGGUAAGAAGGUACUCAUUGGGAAUUUGCUGUAUGGAAAGUUGCAAAACGAAAUUUUGGAUCUACCCAGUUUUCGCCCACUCAAAAGUUUAGAGUGUACUGGAGAGAAAAACUGGCUUCUGAUAUAAUCCUAACCAGAAAUGUCUUGGAUUGCCAGUAUGGAAAGGACAGAAAGGAGGCCCAUAAAAAGAAGAUGAAAGAACAAAAAGGUAUUACGGAUGCAAGAAGUAUGCAAGUUUUGUAUCUGGCAGUCAUUGUUACAGUCAUUUGUGUGUUUAUUAAACCUAUGUGUUGUAAAGAAGCUUACCUCUACUGCAUGGAAAUAACCUACAUGUUUGGUAUGGUAACCCCUGUCAUCAUAGUUCAUGGUGGGGCAUGGGCGAUUCCAGACCACAUGGCAGAAGCAAGUGUAGCUGGGGUGAAGGCUGCAGCUAGGGCAGGUUAUGCAGUUCUGCAGCAGGGAGGCAGCGCUGUGCAGGCGGUAGAAGCUGCCAUCACACUUAUGGAAGAUGACCCAGUGUUUGAUGCGGGAACUGGCUCAGUUUUGAACUCUGCUGGAGAUGUAGAAAUGGAUGCUGUCAUCAUGGAGGGAUCACAACUGAAUGCUGGAGCUGUGGCCUGUGUGCAGAACAUCAAAAACCCAAUACAGUUAGCCCGUCUUAUCAUGGAGGAGACAGAUCACGUGUUACUGGUGGGAGAAGGGGCCAAUAAGUUUGCUGAGGAGCGUGGUGUUGAGACCGUACCACAAUCCACUUUAGUCACAGACGAUGCUCGCAAAUCUUGGGAGAGAUUCAUGAAAUUUCGAACGACCGUUGAUGUUCUCUUUAGAGACAGAACUACAGUUGCCUGCCCCCCCAUUGGGUGUGACACGGUUGGAGCCACAGCACUGGACAGCUCUGGCAACGUCGCGUUUGGAACAUCCACAGGAGGUAUAACUGCCAAAAGACCAGGCCGGGUGGGAGACAGUCCUCUUAUAGGGUGUGGUGGUUACUGUGAUAAUGAAGUGGGGGGCGUGUCAACCACUGGCCAUGGGGAGGCAAUCAUCAAGGUCUGCUUAGCAAAGCAUACCACAGAUCUCAUGAGAGAAGGUCUAUCCCCUCAGAAGGCCUUGGAGUCUGCCCUGGAGUUCAUGACCUCUCGGGUUAAGGGAUCAGGGGGUGGGGUGGCUGUUAGUAAGGAUGGACAGGUGGGCCUGCACUUCACAACUCAGAGGAUGGCCUGGGCGUGGCUCAAACAAAACCAGCUUCAUUACGGGCUUGACCAUCAGGAGGAUUGUGUGGAAAAAAUUUCCUGAUAAAUUACUUAGUGGAUAAUUUUUUUUACUUAUAACAUAAUAUUAAUAUAUAAUAUUAUCGAAACACGUUUUUGAGUUUGUAAAUUUUUGUAAAAAUCCAAAUAAACCUUCUAGACCUGUUUUCCCUCUAUAUUAUGUAUACAGUACAAUUUGAUCAUUUAAACAAAUUUAGAGUUUUCUUUGUUGCAUUAAAGCUCCCAUGUUAUACUAAAAUCAGACCAGGUUGAUAAUCACCUAAGUUUUUUUUUAUGUGAACACUUCUUACAUCACUGUUAAAUUGAAUUUGAAAAUAAAGGUGCAUCAAGGUGUCACUUAGGUCUAACGGACAGUAAAUAAGUUUCCUUUUAGUUGAACACCUGCAGGCUAUUUACAUGCGCUUUGUCAGUAAGUUGCUCCAGUAUUUGAUAAGAUUCUCUGUCCUUUUUCAUCAUUCUCAUGUUAUAGAAUUGCAAAUCAAAAAGGACAGAUGACGAGAUCUUGUUAAUGCCAUGCCAUUAGUGUUCGUUCUGUAUAGUGGGGAAAACGAGAAUAAGUAUUAUACAUCAAUUAAGUAAAUACAACAAAAAAAAU
Molecule: messenger RNA, 2476 nt
Organism: Liolophura sinensis
Lineage: Eukaryota; Metazoa; Mollusca; Polyplacophora; Chitonida; Chitonidae
Product: isoaspartyl peptidase/L-asparaginase-like
Exons: 8
Coding region: 806-1906 (366 amino acids)
Cellular component (GO): cytoplasm
Molecular function (GO): asparaginase activity
Source: RefSeq, a predicted model, not a curated record